Erythranthe guttata (spotted monkey flower) is the source of this 363-nucleotide messenger RNA. Its product is annotated as S-protein homolog 5. The record is from RefSeq and is a predicted model, not a curated record. NCBI's taxonomy places the organism in Eukaryota, Viridiplantae, Streptophyta, Magnoliopsida, Lamiales, Phrymaceae.
AUGUGGUCGACCACAACAGCUUGUUUCAUCACAACAAAAUUCCACGUCCACAUGGUCAACAAGCUUAAAUCUCCACAGCUAAGGCUUCACUGUGCGUCUAAAGACGACGACCUGGGAUAUCAUAACAUGAAUGAAAACGAGGAUUUUACUUGGCAUUUCUGCGAUAGUUUUGUGUCCAAUACUCUCUUCUAUUGCACUGUUCAAUGGAAAAACAAGAGAGCAUCUUUCGACGCGUUUAGAUCGAAGAAGAGCGAUGAGUGUGCGGACGCUACAUGCUAUUAUGAAAUAUGGGAAGAUGGUAUUUAUUUCGCGGGAGGCAACAACCAGCGAAUAAUGCAGAAGAAGUAUGAUUGGAACAACUAG